Molecule: messenger RNA, 3797 nt
Organism: Ilex paraguariensis (yerba mate)
Lineage: Eukaryota; Viridiplantae; Streptophyta; Magnoliopsida; Aquifoliales; Aquifoliaceae
Source: the annotation of a GenBank genome assembly
AUGCAGGUGGUCAAUUCGGGUGAGAAAGUAAUUUCACAAGAAGAUCGGUCCAAUGAACCGGAAGAAGGAGAAAAAGUGGAAGAUUUGAAGCCUAAUUCGGGUGAAAAUAAUCCCAAGAAUAUUGAUGAUGAGUCGGUGAUCGAUGUUUCGGGCAGAAGUCUGGAUUUUCCCGUACUGGAGGGUACGGAAAAUUCGAUUGAAGGGUUAUAUAUUUACAAAAACGUAUUCAAUUUGAUUCCCAGGGCUGUGGGGGGUUUCGGGAGGUUGAAGACUUUGAAAUUCUUUGCCAAUGAGGUUAAUUUGGUGCCACCGGGCUUUAGGAACUUGGUUGAGCUGGAGUGUUUGCAUGUUAAAGUAUCGCUGCCGGGGUUGAGUGAUUUGAAUUUGGGGAGGUUGAAGGGUUUGAAGGAGUUGGAAUUGAGUAGGGUGCCUCCGAGGCCAUCGGCUUUUCCCAUUUUGGGUGAGAUUGCUGGGCUGAAGUGUUUGACCAAGCUCUCUGUUUGUCAUUUUUCUAUCAGAUACCUGCCUCCAGAAAUCGGUUGUCUUAAUAAUUUGGAGUAUCUGGAUCUUUCAUUUAAUAAAAUGAGGAGUCUACCGAGUGAAGUAACUCAUUUGAAUGCAUUGAAGUUAUUGAAAGUCGCUAAUAAUAAAUUGGUAGAACUACCUUCAGCGCUGUCCUCUCUGCAAAAAUUGGAGAGCUUGGACCUGUCAAACAAUAAGCUGACGUCUUUGGGGAGUCUUGAACUUGGCUCAAUGCAUAACCUUCAGAGGUUAUAUCUUCAGUUCAAUAAUCUUCGCAGUUGUUGUCAAGUACCUUCAUGGAUAAGCUGCGACCUAGAAGGAAAUGGUAAAGACACAUCCAAUGAUGAAUUCAUCAGUUCUUCAGUGGAAAUGGAUGUAUACGAAGGUGCCAUCCAGGAGAUUCAUGAUAGUGCUCGAAUCAGUUCCCCUAUUACAUUGUCGAGCCAUUUAAGUGGAGCCUCAUCCAACAGUAGAUGUAUGGCGUCUCGAAGGUCAAAAAAGGGAUGGAAGCGACAGUAUUAUUUCCAACAGAGAGCUCGCCUAGAGCGUUUAAACAGUAGUAGGAAGUGGAAAGGUGAUAAUCAUGCUGAGGCAUCAACUGCCGAUGAAUCUGAAAAAUGCAAACGAUGCAAACAUGCUAUCCUUGCUUCUGACUCUCCUGCAGAAGGUUUAUCUGAUGUUGUAGGUCCUAGUAAUGAUAGUGAAGAAUUGCUUUCUGGAGGAGAUGAGUCUGGAAAUUUGCUUCCCGAUGGCGAGGAGGAUAAAAAAGGUUAUCACGUGCAGAAAUGCUCAUGUGUUGUACUUGACUCUGUUGGCAUAGCUAAAGAGGGUGAGAGUGACUGCACAAAGCAUCAUGCCUCUUUGGAUUCUCUUUCAAGCGAUUGUGGUGGGAAGGAAGAAGGCUCAUCGUCAGAAGUUUCUAACACUAAUCUAAAAUCAAAAAGGCAUCUUGAUAGGGACCUUGAUAAUCCAAAACCAAGCAAAUCUCGGAGGCCAAGCGACUUUCAGUUAGAUAUAUCUUGCAAAUAUAGUAACACAUCAUUUUGUAGCAUUGAGGACCUUCUGCCAGAUGGAUUUUAUGAUGCAGGACGAGAUCGGCCAUUCUUGCCGCUGAUGAGUUACGAGCAAAACUGGCAGUUUGACUCACGCGAGGUCAUUCUUGUUGACAGGGAAAGAGAUGAGGAGUUGGAUGCCAUUUCAUUGUGUGCUCAAGCUUUAGUGUUUCAUUUUAAGCAGAUUAAUGGUUCCACCAAUAAAAGGGGAGAGGAUACUAGUGACAACUUGCAGGUUGCAUCGCUGCUUGCUCUUUUUGUAUCCGAUCACUUUGGAGGCAGUGAUAAAAGUGCAGUUGUUGAGAGGACCCGAAAAGCUGUAUCUGGUUCAAACUAUAGGAAGCCUUUUGUCUGCACUUGCCCUACUGGAAACAGUGAGAGUGUCCCAAAAUCCACAAAACGGAGUUCAGAUACAGAAGACAUUUUUUUCCUUGGUCUCUGUGAGAAAUCUCUUCAAACGAUUAAAGCAAGAAGAAAUUCCAUUGUAGUUCCUAUUGGAACUCUACAGUUUGGUGUGUGUCGACAUAGAGCGUUGCUCAUGAAGUACCUAUGUGACUGGAUGGUGCCUCGGAUACCUUGUGAGCUUGUUAGGGGUUAUCUAGAUUUCUCACCGCAUGCAUGGAAUGUAAUUUCAGUUCAGAAAGGUAAUUCAUGGGUUCGCAUGAUAGUUGAUGCAUGCCGUCCACAUGACAUAAGAGAAGAAACAGAUCCAGAAUAUUUUUGCAGGUAUGUUCCUUUGAGUCGGAUUAAUGGCGCACUUAUGACAGAUAGCGAAUUCAGUUCAGGUCGUACCUUCCCCUCCCUUUCUGAAUGUGAUGAAAUUGGAAAAGCAGCACCUAGUACUCUCAUCCAAUGCAAGUUUGGGGCACUUGAGGCUGUAGCUAAGGUGCAUACUAUGGAAGGAUGUGGGACUUCUGCAGACGAAAUUAAGAACUUUGAGUUCAAUUGUCUCGCAGAAGUAAGAAUUUUAAGUGCUUUGAAGCACCCUUGCAUUGUUGAAAUUUAUGGUCAUCAAAUAUCUUCAAACUGGGCCUUGUCAUUAGAUGGAAAGCCAGAGCAUCGUUUGUUACAGUCUGCUAUCUUCAUGGAGUACAUAAAAGGGGGAUCCUUAAAGAAUUAUGUAGAGAAGCUAUCUAGAGCUGGUGAAAAACAUGUCCCAGUGGAGUUGUUAUUGUGUAUUGCUAGAAAUGUGGCAUGUGCACUGGCAGAGCUGCAUUCUAAACACAUUAUUCAUCGUGACAUAAAGAGUGAGAACAUUUUGAUUGACCUGGAUAAGAAGAAAUCUGAUGGUACGCCUGUUGUGAAGCUUUGUGAUUUUGACAAAUCAGUCCCCCUUCGUUCUUGCUUGCAUACAUGCUGUAUUGCUCAUCUUGGAAUACCUCCGCCUGAUAUGUGUGUUGGGACACCUCGUUGGAUGGCUCCAGAGGUGUUUCGAGCUAUGCAUAACCGCAAUGUUUAUGGUUUGGAAGUGGAUAUUUGGUCAUUUGGGUGCGUGCUGUUGGAAUUGUUGACUUUGCAAGUCCCAUAUUCAGGGUUACCAGAUUCAGACAUUCAUGAUCUUCUUCAGAUGGGAAAACGGCCGCAACUAACAGAUGAGCUGGAGGCAUUGGGUCAAUCUGGCACAGAGCUGGAGGAUCCUGCAAUGGCUCAAUCUGGCACACAGCUUCAGGGACCUGAGGCUGAGUUGGGAACUCUAAAAUUUCUAGUUGACUUAUACCACCGGUGUACUGAGGAGAAUCCAGCUAACCGUCCAACAGCUGAAAACCUGUACAAUACGUUGCUUGCCCAUGCAAGCUCUGUCACAGGUUCAAAUCUAGAUCAAGAGUAGGUUUUCCUUUGGGUAUAAAUUCUUCCACAAUCCACAGUUUCGCUGCCUAGGAUGUUUUAGAGUUACACUAGAUUCUUUGUCCCUUUCAGGACCAAAUAUUGGUGCUUACACCGGGUCAUCGUAACAGUGUUUUAGUUUCUACAACCCUCCACAAUUUAUUUUUCCUUUUAUGAGUACUAUCUAGGGGGAUCCCACACACUUUCUACUUAGGUUUUGUUGUUCACUGUUUGGGUAGCUAGGUUAGAUUUGGGUUGUGCAAUAUGUAAUCUAAGCCUUGUUAGUUUAUAAUGAACAUUGUAUUCAUCCUAACUAUAAGUAGUUGUGUCAGUUAUCAAAACACUCCCAAUUUUCCAGCUUCAAACUUACUUUUGAUCAUGGUGUUCAAUAUAUUCGUA